Messenger RNA from Hypanus sabinus (Atlantic stingray), 2028 nucleotides. RefSeq names its product PRP31 pre-mRNA processing factor 31 homolog (yeast) (gene prpf31). Gene Ontology annotation, biological process: mRNA splicing, via spliceosome; spliceosomal tri-snRNP complex assembly. The transcript has 14 exons. NCBI's taxonomy places the organism in Eukaryota, Metazoa, Chordata, Chondrichthyes, Myliobatiformes, Dasyatidae. Gene Ontology annotation, cellular component: U4/U6 x U5 tri-snRNP complex; U4 snRNP; precatalytic spliceosome. Bases 168 to 1682 code for a protein of 504 amino acids. The record is from RefSeq and is a predicted model, not a curated record.
AUGGGUUACGCUCGACAUGAGUCACACAAUGACACAGACAUGGCUGUCGGUCCGGGUGGGGUGAAGCGGCGCGAGUAGAUGAGCGAGGCGAACGGUGACGUCAUCAGCGCGCGCGGAAAAGCGGCGAGGGACCGGAGAGGCGGUUCGGUGCGGAUCGUUGAGGCGUGAUGUCGCUAGCGGACGAGCUGCUGGCAGACUUGGAGGAAGCAGCGGCUGAGGAUGCAGAGGAGACAUAUGUCGACGAGGAGGAGGAUGGCGUGGCCAUUGAAGUGCUGGAGGAGGAGAUGCCCGAGGCAGAUGCUGACUCCAUCAAGAGCAUUGCUAAGCUGCGGGACAGCAAGCUGUUUGCAGACAUCAUUUCCAAAGUGGGCGAAUACAUUGGCAAGCAGCGUAAAACGGAAGUGACAGGCCCCGUGGAAUCAGAUCCAGAGUAUAAGCUAAUUGUGGAUGCUAAUAAUCUGACCGUGGAGAUCGAUAAUGAGAUAAAUAUAAUCCACAAGUUUGUCCGGGAUAAAUAUUCCAAACGCUUCCCUGAGCUGGAGUCCCUUGUUCCCAGUGCACUGGACUACAUCCGGACAGUCAAGGAAUUGGGGAAUAAUCUGGACCGGUGCAAGAACAACGAGAACUUGCAGCAGAUCCUGACCAACGCCACCAUCAUGGUGGUCAGUGUGACAGCCUCCACCACGCAGGGACAGCUGUUGACAGACGGAGAACUCUCCACUGUGCUGGAGGCCUGCCGCAUGGGUCUGGAGUUGAACCAGUACAAACACCAGAUCUACGAGUACGUGGAGUCACGCAUGUCCCUCAUCGCCCCCAAUCUCUCUGUCAUCGUGGGGGCCUCCACCGCUGCCAGGAUAAUGGGGAUGGCAGGCGGCCUCACUAACCUGUCCAAGAUGCCAGCCUGUAACAUCAUGUUACUGGGCUCCCAGCGUCGGAGUCUCUCUGGUUUCUCCAGCACCUCCGUCCUACCCCACACCGGACACAUCUACCAUAGUGACAUCGUCCAAUCCCUACCCCAGGACCUGCGGAGGAAGGCUGCCCGACUGGUCGCAGGAAAGUGUACCCUGGCUGCACGGGUGGACAGUUUCCAUGAGAGCUCUGAGGCGAAGGUGGGCUAUGACCUGAAGGAGGAGAUUGAGAGGAAAUUCGACAAGUGGCAAGAACCCCCUCCAGUGAAGCAAGUUAAACCACUUCCCGCCCCUCUUGAUGGUCAACGGAAGAAGAGGGGAGGGCGCAGGUAUCGUAAGAUGAAGGAGCGCUUGGGUCUGACUGAAAUCCGAAAGCAGGCAAACCGCAUGUGUUUUGGCGAGAUCGAGGAGGAUGCCUACCAAGAGGAUCUGGGAUUUAGCCUGGGAACACUGGGGAAAUCUGGAAGUGGCCGGGUGCGGGCCGCACAGGUCAAUGAGGCAACCAAAGCGCGGAUCUCCAAGUCACUACAGCGGACACUUCAGAAGCAGAGUGUGGUAUACGGAGGGAAGUCCACCAUUCGCGACCGCUCCUCAGGGACUGCAUCCAGCGUUGCCUUCACUCCAUUACAGGGCCUGGAGAUCGUGAACCCACAGGCAGCUGAGAAGAAAGUGGCCGAGGCCAAUCAGAAAUAUUUCUCCAACCUCGCCGAGUUCCUCAAGGUGAAGAGGGAGAAGGACGAGGUUCCGCAGAAUGGGGCUGCUGCUGCCCGGUGAGGGUGCCCACUGCCCAGUGGCAAGGGCGAACUGGUCCCUGAGGGCAAAUUGGGAGGGGAUGUUACUGGAGCUGAAACCUGUAGUGGGGAUGGAAAAUUAUUACUCUCCCAAAGCACCCUAUGACCUGCUCUAUCCCCCACUCCCCCCCCCCCCCCGCUCUUCACCACUCCUCCAUUCCUCGCUCAGAUUACUGUGGGAAGCAUUGAGGUGAGCCCAUUCUUGUGGUCAUUUUGUUCCCAAGGGGGGGGUAUGAGGGUGGGGAGAGAGCAUGAGGGACAAAGAUGCUGAAGUCUGAAACAAAGUUAGAUUUAUUGUUUGGUGUGAAUAAAGAGCUGGUUUUACUCAA